GCCGUCCUCACUUUUCAAAAUGCUCUCCGUGAGGGCAUUCGUUCUGCUUGCGCUCAUGUUUGCCACGAUGGCCAUGUGCCACGCGCACAAGACGAAGACCAAGACGUACAUGUUUGACCCGAAGACAGCUGGUGGUGUCAAUGGCUUCAUCGAAGUCCGGUACGUGUACCGACACACCAAGUACGUUGGCGCGGUGAUUGCGGCGAAUUUGGACGUGAAGAAAGCCCACUGGGACGCCUUGCAAAAAGUGGAUGGAAAUUGCACGGGCCCUAUCAGUGAGUUUAGGUGGCAUAUCCACACGAAAUGGGAUAUGCCGGGGACGUCUGGGUUUCUUGGCGAGUGUUCGUUGGCCAAGACGGGCAACCAUUACGAUCCAGAUUACGCGUGCGGGCCUGCGUCCGAGCAUGUUACGGAAGACAAGUGCAAGGCGGUUACGCCAAACUACGCUUGCACACCGAAAGGGUACAAAGCCAACCCGAAAUCGUGCGAAAAGGGCGACCUUUCGGGAAAGUUGGGCUCACUCAAGGCCAAGAAGGGAAAAAUUAGAGGCAAAUGGUUCGAUCGACACUACCCAGAGCCGUCGGAAAGCGCGUCCGGAUGGAAUAUGCUCAUGCACGCGGUCUGCGGGAACAAUGCCCCUCGCUUCGUGUGUGCGAAGGCAGUCAAGUAGUCGAUGGUCAAUUUUUUCAGUUACUCCCGUCUCCACAUCACUCGUAAACGUGUUGCUAAGUUCAAUGUUGAAUGAGGCGCAGAAAAUACCAUUCGCUUUAAGAGCAAACUAUUUUGGGAUGUUGUCCAAGGUAUGCUGAGCCCAGACUGCUGCGCUCGGCCGUACAUCGCAAA
Aphanomyces invadans is the source of this 843-nucleotide messenger RNA. RefSeq lists its product as hypothetical. Gene Ontology annotation, molecular function: metal ion binding. NCBI's taxonomy places the organism in Eukaryota, Oomycota, Saprolegniomycetes, Saprolegniales, Verrucalvaceae. The record is from RefSeq and is a predicted model, not a curated record. The transcript has a single exon. Gene Ontology annotation, biological process: superoxide metabolic process. Bases 20 to 670 code for a protein of 216 amino acids.